AUGUCUAAACUAUUUAUCUUCAAAACCAUUCCUCUCAUUUUACUAUUUUGGCCAUCGUCAGCUACUGGACAUCCAUAUGACGAUCUCCUACUUCUUCCAUCAUCUCAAGCUCCAAGCCAACUGGAUAAGCCAAUUCUCAAUCCCAACAUUGAACAUCAACUGACUUCAGAAGAGAAUUCCGAUAAUUAUCCAAGUGGAUGGUCAAAAGUUAAAGAAGAUGAUGAUGAUUCAACAGAGAUGAGUCGUCUAUUCUCGGAAGAGAGUAUGGGCAAACGCAAUGAUCUAAUAAUGAAACGAUCUAUGGCUAUGGGGAGAACUUCUCUUCGUCCAGGAAAGCGGAGUGUUCAAUUUGAUCCCACCUUCAGAUAUUCUAAAAGAUCGGUAGCUGUUGGACGAGCUUUCUUCAGACCAGGAAAGAGAUCUGACGUAUCAGAGGAGUAUGACGAUACUGGUAUGCGUGGUAAACGGACAGUUGCUGUUGGACGAGUUAGCUUCCGCCCCGGCAAAAGAUCCACAGCUAUUGGUCGUUGGAAUUUUAGACCAGGCAAACGAAGUGCAGCUGUAGGACGAAUUUUUUUCCGACCAGGAAAACGAUUUGAUAUUGGAUUGAACUGA
Messenger RNA from Auanema sp. JU1783, 615 nucleotides. Lineage: Eukaryota; Metazoa; Nematoda; Chromadorea; Rhabditida; Rhabditidae. The record is from the annotation of a GenBank genome assembly.